Leptidea sinapis is the source of this 1125-nucleotide messenger RNA. It is a transcript of the gene CSN7, whose product is annotated as COP9 signalosome complex subunit 7a. The record is from RefSeq and is a predicted model, not a curated record. Bases 175 to 993 code for a protein of 272 amino acids. The transcript has 4 exons. Gene Ontology annotation, cellular component: COP9 signalosome. Lineage: Eukaryota; Metazoa; Arthropoda; Insecta; Lepidoptera; Pieridae. Gene Ontology annotation, biological process: COP9 signalosome assembly.
UAUUAAUUUAAUUUUUUUUCUUUGUGGAUUGGAUUAAUUUAUGCAAAGUUGUUGUUACAAACAACAAAUAAAAGCUUUCAAAUUAAUAUAUCAUAGUGUUAUAUAUAACUUACGUAAUUAUAUUAUUGUAAAUAUAAGCUUGAUCCAAUCAGUUGAUGCUCUAUCGUAGUAAAAAUGAAUUCCGCCAUGUCAAUGGAUGAGCCUUCAUCGCUUCUUUCGGUUGCCACGAAUCACCCCAUAGAACAAUUUAUACUCCUGGCCAAGGGUGCGAAGGGCUCAGCAUGUGCAGAACUAAUCAAGCAAGUCCUAGAAGCCCCAGGGGUACAUGUAUUUGGUGAGCUGUUGGAAAUGCCAAACAUAAAAGAGCUUGAAACUGGGCCAUAUGAAAAGCACUUUAAAUCAUUACAUCUAUUUGCAUAUGGAACAUAUAAAGACUAUAUUGAGAAUAAGUCUGAUUAUUUAGAAUUAACUGAAUCACAGUGUAAAAAACUACAACAUUUAACAAUAGCAACACUAGCCACUCAGGAGAAAUUAAUUCCCUAUAGUGUACUCCUAAAAGAGUUGGAUAUAAGAAAUGUACGGGACUUAGAGGAUUUAAUUAUUGAGGCAAUUUAUGCAGAUAUAAUCCAUGGUAAGUUAGAUCAAGAAUGUAAAAGAUUGGAGGUGGAUGUUACUUUGGGCCGUGAUGCAAGACUGGAAGAUGCAGCUGGUAUUGCUGAUGUACUUGCUGACUGGUGCAAUGCGUGUGAGGCUGUGCUGUCCUCAGUAGACAAGCACAUCCAGAGAGCAAACCAUCACAAGCAGAGAGCAAUAAGACAUCAACAGGCUAUUGACCAAGAGAUACUGUAUAUAAAGAAAACAUUGAAAACACAAGCAGAAAAUGAUGAGUCUGCAGCUGGUGCCGGAACAGAGUCACAUUCUGCUCCAAAGAAGAAUUCUGGCAAGGGAAAAUCAAGUCGGAAUUCAUCAAAGUUUUGGCAGAAAAACACAUAACAUGCUACAUAUGUAAAAUAAAAUAGUAGUCAUAUUUAAUUGCUCAGUGAUAACUACAUUUUUCAGAAUUGAUUGUAUGAAAGUAAAUUAUUACUUCUAAUAAUGUAUGAAAAGUAAACAUGUAAAAACUUA